Punica granatum (pomegranate) is the source of this 1286-nucleotide messenger RNA. NCBI's taxonomy places the organism in Eukaryota, Viridiplantae, Streptophyta, Magnoliopsida, Myrtales, Lythraceae. The record is from RefSeq and is a predicted model, not a curated record.
AAGGCAAAUCCAGAUGGAUUCCAUUGCAGGGGCCGCCAAUCCAAUAAAAUCCCUCCGGUUCGAUGAGGCUGAGACGGGCGAGCAAGCACGUCCCAACAAGAGAGAGAGAACAGGUCCAAACAGUCAAACUCCAGAAAGGCCCAUUCUCAGGAAGACGAGGACGAAGACGAAGGGAGAAAGAGAGACAGAGAGAUGGAAACAGGCACAAAAUCGGGGGAAGUGAGAGUGGAGAAAGUGGGAGGGAAGUCAAUGGUGACCAAAUGCUUUUCCAAGUAUCCCCUCAAAUUCAUCAUCCCCAAAAAGGCGGGUCCUUCGAAGACCGAUUCCGUGUGGAUUUACAGCCUCACCUAUGGCGGCGGCAUUGUCUCCGGGGAUGUUAUUUCGUCUGGGCUAUACGUCGGAGACGGUUCCACCACUGUCCUGACUACUCAAGCUUCUACUAAGGUCUACAAGUCUCUCGGAUCAAAAUGCUCCGAGCAGCUUUUCGAGGCAGAAAUUGGAAGUGAUGCCCUCUUGGUCGUGAUUCCAGAUCCAGUGACCUGCUUUUCCACGGCAAGGUACUCGCAGAAGCAAGUGUUUAGAGUCGUUCCAGGGUCCAGCUUAGUUCUAGUGGAUUGGAUUACUAGUGGACGGCAUGAGAGUGGAGAAGUAUGGGAUUUCAAUCUUUAUAAGAGCACCAACAACAUAUUCUUUUCGGACGGCCAACCUUUGUUUCUUGAUACGGUGCUGCUAGAGCAAGGAGGAAUUGCUCCUCUAGCAGAACGCAUGCAGGACUACCGAGUUAUUGCAAUGGUCGUACUCUUGGGGCCAAAGCUCAGGCACGUUCAAAUCCGAAUACAAGAAGAUGUGAAGACAAUGAUGUCUGGGCAACUACGAGUUUCUUUCUCCUCACUGAACUGUCGGAAGAAACCGAACCCACACAACACAUCACCUGACAAACCCGCCCUUGUAGCUUCUUGCAGUGCUUUUGGCCCCAAGCGAGUAGGAGUGGUUGUUAGAAUAGCAUCUAUGACAACUGAAUCAGUGUACAGUUUUCUGCGGCAUCAGCUGGAGGACUUGGAACCAUUGAUUGGGCUGUCACCUUAUUGCUGAAUAAGACUGAUUUGCUGAUUCUGUAGUCGUAACGUCACUUAAUGUCACAAGUGGACGAGAAUUUGAUUCGUGUGGUUAGUGAACAGUUUGUUUCUGUUCGAUUCUAUUACAACAAUUCCUCAACAAAUUUGGUUGGAUUUUGAAAAGCCAAAAUUUUAAAAAUUACUAGACAAAAUGGCUCUCCUUGCUGCGAA